AUGUUUUCCACGAUUUUCCUAGUUUUCCUAACUCCUCUUCUCACAACAAUCACAAUAAUUCGAAAAUUUCGUCAACAAAGUUGUCGAAACGCGAAAAACCAACGAAAUUUGCUGAAAAGUCUAGUUAUCCAAACUCUAAUCUUCCUGCUUUUAUACAUUAUUCCGAAGCAAAUUACAUCAAGUUCAUUAUUUUAUGAUUGGUUCAAUCCUGGAGUUAUUCUAAGUUGUUUGGCUGUUGUUAGAUGUCAUGGGAGUUUUGCGACGAUUUCGAUAUUUUUAACGACUCCAGGAUUUCGGAAAGAUUUUAUUGGAUUUUUGGGAAGCAUUGGGCACAAAAAAGUUAACUCGAUUAAUUUGAAAUGA
Caenorhabditis angaria is the source of this 363-nucleotide messenger RNA. The record is from the annotation of a GenBank genome assembly. Lineage: Eukaryota; Metazoa; Nematoda; Chromadorea; Rhabditida; Rhabditidae.